This is a messenger RNA of Oppiella nova, 827 nucleotides long. NCBI's taxonomy places the organism in Eukaryota, Metazoa, Arthropoda, Arachnida, Sarcoptiformes, Oppiidae. The record is from the annotation of a GenBank genome assembly.
CGUGUGGUGAGUCAUGUGUCCAUCAAAUGAUUGCAUAAAAGCAUUGUUUUAUGCGUCCAUUGAUUAGCACUUCCCAUGCAAUCAUGUCUUUCAUCUCCAGUGUUGUCAUCAAUGGUCACAACCAGUCACACGAUGAUUAUGUCCACCACUUUGACCAACACAUCGAUCACAUUGAAGACAUUGAAGACAUCGAAGACAUCGAAGACAUCGACGAAGUGCUCUCAGAUUACGAAGUGAUCGAUGAAUUACUUAACUUUACCACCGAUGAAGACAACGACAAUGGUUUGAAUGAAAUUGAAUGCGAACUCAAUACGGAUCUCAUUGAGGAGUACUUGGAUUCAACUGAUAUGAACCGUAAACCCAUUGCCAGCGAUGGCAGAAACAGUGCUAAUGGUUCCCAAAGUGACACCAAUUCAUCGUCGGAUCGGAUUUGCACCCGAAGUCAUAGCGAUUCCAAUGUCAGACAUAAUACACAGCAAUGGGAUAUACCUCUACACGAGUGUAGUGUAGUCAUAGAACCUCUGGAUCUGCACAAACUGAUCCCAACUGGUGGUCAUAGUUAUCGUUUGCCAAAAUUGACGCAAACGACUGCCAAACGAGACAAUCGAUUGAAAGCAACUGAUCUGAGAGCUGACCGGUUGGGCGCGAAAAGGGAACGGGAUGUGAGACUCGCGGCCAAGUCUAUGGUUAAACAAUUCAUAGCCGACAUCAAGACCUAUAAGAGGACGGCAUUCAGGGACAGUUCGGUUCAUAUUUAUACGACACAUGAAUUGGGAACCGGCGUCACCUUAAAGAUCGGUCCCAUUGUCACCGAACGCAACCAUUGA